UGAAAUUAUGUAUGAAUGAAUGAUUCAAUAACUAUCUAUUGAUGGCUAUAAAGAGCCACUUUAUAUUGAACAAUCCAACUGUUAGGAUUAUGACGGGAAAAUUGUUGCUCAUAGCAAUUUGUCUGCUACCGAUUUAUGUGGAGACUAAGCGUAAUUAUAAUAUUGAUAUCGAAUAUAUCACCCCCGUUGUCACUGAUGUCUUCUAUGUCAAGUCCUUGAAUUUGUCCUUAACAAAUAAUAAGGCGGCCAAUAUGGAUUUGAUUUUAAAUCGAAAUCUCACUAAAUUGCCCAUAAGAGCAUCGGUAUAUUUGUUGACAAAGGGUAAACGUCGCAUUUCCUUAUUCCAGGUGGACUUUGAAGCUUGUCAGGCCCUUAAGGACACGGCUCCGAAUAAGUUUUUGGCGGUAUUCAAAAAGGAACUUUUGAGAACAUCGAAUAUUCCAAACCAAUGUCCGCUCAUUGAGAACGUUGUCUACAGGGCCCGCAACUAUACCGUCAAUGAAGAUGCCUUUCCAGCUAUAUUACCCGACACAGCUUGGCAAUUUCAAUUGAAUUUGAAUAUGAAAGAUUUUAGUACUGGCUUCAUAAGAAUUUCCGGUCGUGUUCGCAGCACUGGGUAGAUGGUUUCAAUACGAUUUGGAAAUACAACAUUGUUGUAGAGGUGAAGAACGUAUAUUAAAGGAUAAUAUAUUUUU
Molecule: messenger RNA, 695 nt
Organism: Musca domestica (house fly)
Lineage: Eukaryota; Metazoa; Arthropoda; Insecta; Diptera; Muscidae
Exons: 3
Coding region: 42-620 (192 amino acids)
Source: RefSeq, a predicted model, not a curated record